GUUCCAAUGUUUUGAAUCGUGCGGGCUAACAAGCUGCACGGAUAGAACGCCUUUAAGCACUGCACCGACCAACCUGCCCCGACUACAUCUGGGGAAAACUUUGAGCUUAAUGUCCCCAUAAUUUCUGCCACACACUUCCUCUGCUGUACAGUAGGAGAACGCAAUGGACCUCCACAAAAUCAUCCACAGUGCGAUGCACGAGUUUAUCCAGACUUACAUUCCUGAUGCAGAUCUCAGCACACUGGAUGAUGUCCUCCUGUCUUAUAUCACUGGAGUCCUGGAGGAUCUCGGCUCCCAGCAGAGUGUGGAGGAGAACUUUGACGUGGAGGUCUUUGCAGAGAUGUUAGAAGCUUACAUACCUGGCUUUGCUGAAAUUGAUAGUGUAAAAGUAUGUGAAAUGAUGUUCAACCUGGCUUCAAAGCUAGCCACUGCUCGGACCUCAGCUGAUGAAGAAAACAGUGUGCCUAAGGCAAGGACAGAUGAUAUUUCAUUGAAACUCAGCACCCUUCCCAGAGAACCUCCACCAGAGAGAGAAAUGCAGUGCCUUAAAACACAGACAGAGGGCGCCACAGCCAAGCUACCAGCGUCAGAGUGGGACACCCAGGAGCAGCACCUGCUGGAGAUGUUUCCCAAGUGUAGUCUGUCCGAGGCUCGUAGUGCCCUGUCUAUUGCCAAAGGAGACAUGGAGGAAGCUGUGCGCCUUAUCAUAGAGGGCGAUGUCCAACUCAGCCCCACUCCUCUUAAUGUAAACCAUGGGAAAAGUAUUUCCUCGCUGGCAGACCAGAAACUUAAAGAGAGCAUCCUUGAGAAGUACAUGCUGGUGGACAGGGAGGAUGACAACAAAACACACCGGCCUGUCGCCCCCAAAGAUGCUCCAAAGAAGCUAGUGCGGUACCACGGUAACCAGGUGGUAACCACGAAAGGAGAGCGAUAUCAGCUUGUGAAGAAAAAUGAGACAGAAGACAUGAAGAAGACGUAUGUCAACCUCAAGCCUGCACGAAAGUACAGAUUCCAUUGAUGAUGAGCACAACAAACUAAGAGCAGCUACUGACAAUAUUGUUUACACUAUGAUUAAUUUAUUAAGUCCAUUUAGUCUGAAUUUGUUAGCUUUUUUUCCCCCCAAAUAAAGGAACAUAUUUGAUAGUGUCAGUGGCUUAUUUUUUUUUUUUAAAUGUUACCAUUAAAUGCCUUGGUUAAAACAUAAAAUUACAGUGUUUCAGUUGUACCGCUGUUAAUUUUUUUUGAGGAACUUUUGAAAUUUUGUGCGAUAUUUUGGUGGGGAUGUUGUAACUUGUGUUCUAGUUUGUGUAACAGCCUAACCUAUCUACAUUUUGCCAUCUCAGCAGGUCUGAUGUUGCACUGAUGUUUUUGUCCUCUAUUUUUUUUAACCACCCAAUUUUCUCAUUUUUUUUAACUAGUACUGUCUUUAACUUAGUACAAUAUAGUUUCAUAAUUGUGACAUUAAGUUCUAGAGAUGAAUCUUUUUUCAUUUCUGUAAAUACGUUCUAGUGGUGCUGUAAAAUUUAUUCUGGACAUUAUAAGUCUACUGUUUUUUUUAUGUACAUAUAAAAAACUCAUUGAUGCCAAUUUUAUUUAAAGUUCUAUUUUUACAUCAUACGGGAAUAGUGCUGUGAAAAUGUUUAGUCACGCCUUGUGUUUUGUACAAUUUGUUGUGCUACAAAAUGGUUUUCAGGUGAAACUCUUUUGUCUGAGACAGAUUUUUAAUGAACAUUUGUACAGUGGGUAGCUGCAGCAGUUGUCACCUAAGGGUUUGAUAUGUGUUCUCCCUUAGUUGGAUGCUUUUAGGGCAUGCUCUGACCGUCCAGUUUGUAGUACUUAUGGAAAAAACCCAUAGCUUUUUUUUUUUAACUUACAAACACUAUAAUGUGUACAGUACUGAAAGAAUCUGCCCCACAUGAAACAGGAUAACUGACUAGAUAUCUGGAUAUCUCCUUCCACAAGAGAAAGACCGUAGUCCUGAUUUGUUUUUAUCCUUUAGUUCAUACCACUUUGGGCAAAUAAAGGAAGGGUAUGUGAUAAUAUGCAAAGUUCAAACCCUCACUUAUAAUAAUUGCGUGAGACUUGAGUAGCCUAAGAGGGUGUGUUAACAUUAGUCAGUAACACAGCUAAAUUAUGAUAAAACAAGGGGUUCACUUAUUUUUCACACACUUUGAAUAUGAUUAUAUUGCUCUGUCUAUGCCAAAUCAAAUAUGCAGAUGGUGAUCUGCUGUGGCAACCCCCAAAGGAGGAGCCAGAAGACGACAACUGUAAUGGAAAAACACUAUAACUAUUUAUAAAGUCUUUUUUUUUAUUUUCUAGCACAACAAAUGAAGUCUCAAGGGAUGCACUAACUAUUACAGCACUAUAAAUUCUGGCAUAAUUAUGUGGAGGAUUGUGGUUGCCCCUUAAACGUUAACCGAAACACACUGCUGAAGGACUUGAUUUUAAAGUUCAUUCCAACAGCAUUACCUUUAUUUUUGAUAUAGACAUUUAGAUUUGCAAAGUGUCAGAUGAUUCAUUUAUUGUGAAGAGGCGCUGUUGUGUGCUUUCAGGGUCUGUUUACAUGAUGUUGCUGAAGUGGUCCUCUCUCACAGCUCCUUUCAUCUCAUUUGAGUUCUGUGAAUUUUGCUUCGCUUGUGGUUGUGGAAUAUUUGAUUAUGAUUGGAUUCUUAUUUCUUGUUUAUUGUAUAUUAGGAUAAAUGGAUUAGGUUUUUUGUACUAAGAUAUACCAGUUAUUUGUGUUCCCCUCUGUAUCCAUUUGGAGCAGCUAUAAGCAAUUGUUUUUGAUUGAUAGUAUAAUAUAGUUUUCCUGAGUAUAAGUGUAACACAAUCAAGUGUUGAAAAGAUGUUACUGAUACUGUCAUUAUCAGCAGCGAUUAUGUCUUUAAUUACUAUAAGAUGGUGUUACUGAAGCUGUUUAGUCACAACUGAGUUUUAACCCCUUGCUUUGAGAAACCGCUGACGCACAAUUUAUAAUAUAAUAAAUACUAAUUUUGUA
Molecule: messenger RNA, 2998 nt
Organism: Toxotes jaculatrix (banded archerfish)
Lineage: Eukaryota; Metazoa; Chordata; Actinopteri; Toxotidae
Gene: cuedc2
Product: CUE domain containing 2
Exons: 9
Coding region: 164-1018 (284 amino acids)
Source: RefSeq, a predicted model, not a curated record